Molecule: messenger RNA, 2966 nt
Organism: Exaiptasia diaphana
Lineage: Eukaryota; Metazoa; Cnidaria; Anthozoa; Actiniaria; Aiptasiidae
Exons: 1
Coding region: 70-2619 (849 amino acids)
Source: RefSeq, a predicted model, not a curated record
AUCAUGUCAGCCGUGCAGUUAGGAAAGUAAUAUUAUAAGCUAGAUAUUGAUGUUUUAGCUCAUUUUAAAAUGGAUCCUAAUCGUAGAGUUCUUUCUUCAAAGUCUCCAGCCACUAAAUAUGAAGUUMUUUUGUUAGAAGAUGCCUCAAACACGUCGAAAGACAAGCCUUCUGCUGAUAGGAUGGCCGUUUGCUUUGGUGUAUUGGAUGAAGUUAUUCCGCAGCUUGGAGUUUAUCGUAAGAUAAUAAGCAUGCUAAGGGAGGAGCUUUACUCAGGUGUAUACAGCUUAGACUACACMACRAUCCCACCGAARAAAAGAUCACAUAAARCACCUGUAGUUCAACGAGUACCAUUCUUUGUACUUGUGGAGAGGCUGCAUGAUCAGAGAGAUAGAACAGCYGAAGGCCUACAAAACGAAAUAACACAGCUCAACAAGGACUUAUCGGCUAAAGAGAMCCUYCUGAAAGAAAGGAGCUCCUAUGUKGARGAACUUAAACAAAAAGUAAGGUCCCUAGAAGAUCAAAACUUUCAACUGACAAUGGAUUUGGAGAAYUGCAACUUGGAAAAAAUGAAGUUGUCUGCAAACUUGGAUGAGGAAAAGAGAUCYCAUGAAACUAGCAAAGAAAGAUACGAAAAGAGACUUCUAAACGUCAGAGAACARCUCAAUAARAGUGARGAUACAGUWRCACARUUGAAAARGUACAAGGAAGGCUAUGAUGAUUUGCAAGACGCAUUCAACAAUACCAAUGUUUUUACUAAGAGACCACACAAACCAGCACCUCUGACAAAGAAAGCAAGAGUUAUACAAGAGAUUGCAGCUGCAAAACUACUAGAAGAACAAUURCUUACAAUGCAGAAUGUCAUCAUAGAGGAAUAYGACCUUUUUGUUGAAGAGAAUCAACCAGUAGCAGACAAAACUGAUGAAWGUGACAAAGGCCAAAGYUAUUCAGAUAGGUGGGGAGAAGAAAGUAAAGCYAUGCAAAAUUUCUUAAAGGAACAAGCAGAAGUGGAGAAAAGAUUCCAAGCAAACAUAGCUGAUAUAGAAAAUGAAUUACAACUGAUAGAAAUUCAGAAAUCUACCCUUGAAGAUAAGUUAGAAUCCAUUAUUAAGGAAGAGAAUAUUGAAUCUGAGGAUACCUCCCAAGGUGCAUCUGGAAGAAAAGAAGGCACUACUCGAACCUUACCACCCAGAAUCACCCCUGUUGACGAAGAGAUUGAUUUUGUGAAGAUAAUGGGAACCCCAGGACACGCAGACCCCUUUAUACCACAUGAACGUGUAAUGAGUAAAUAUGCCGCAAUGUUGUACUACUCUUGCAACCAUGGGAAAAACUUUCAUGAGUUUAAGGAUGCUAAGUAUUGUGCAAGCUGCGGUGAGACGACUUUGCUGUGUCCCCAUAAAAUAAUAGAGGAAAAACUUGUUUCACUGCCACACAAUUGCACCCACAUCAAGGUCACCAGGCCUGUAGUACGUAUUCUCAAAGAAGAAGAGCUUCAGUCUGCUCCUGGAAGUCCUGAUAUUUCACGAGUACCUUCAGCUGGUGCUGAAACUCCUUCGUAUGGAGAUGAGCAUGUUGUGAAAAUGCAGCAGCAUCUWACAACAUCGUACAAAAGACUGUGGGAUGAUUUAGCUUCAAGGUCAUCUAUAACUCGUAGAAUACCAAGACCACUAAUAAAAGAGAGAGUUUUAUCCAUUAUUUAUCAGUUUUAUGCCACUUUGCUCUGGCAAGAYGACUUUGCCAUGGAAGAUGAACAAGUAGUGUCAGUCCUUGAUAUCUUGCAYACAUUUUUCAUGGACAGGUACAUCAUUUCUGAUGUUGCCCACCUGGCAAUGCAUGACUUUCUUGCAGGAGUUGUCAAAUAUGCCCAGGAAAACCAAACCAUUCAGGUGUUUGCACAAGCUAUGUGUGGUACCCUUGAUCCUGUGGUGAUUAGGUACAUUCUUCUCAUGAAUGACUUCAUAGACUUUGUUAAAUGGGAGACUGUUGCAGACAUAAGGCCUUUUGCUCAAACCGUGUACCCAUUUAUGCACGAAGAAGAUCUUGAGCAGUUCACRAUGGGRUAUACAUCACACAGUGAAAAUAAGAUCUCAAAGGAACUAGUCUCUGAGUAUCUUCUUUACAUUAUCUUGAAGUACAGAGAGCCAAGCUUCCAAGAUACUGAAGUAAAGCUUCUUCAGCAUCCCGGAAAUCGGCCAGGCUUGAUGACUGACAUYGAAUUUACUGAGGCAAUUGACAACAUYUGUCCACUUGCUUCAGAAAGGCUUCGAAGGCGUUUGUUUGCAGAAUCUCUAGAGCACAUGCAGGAUUCUGAUGAUUGUGUUAAUGUAACAAGGCUUUCUCAGAUCACUGGUUAUCUUGCAUUGGUYCAAAUCUCUUCUGUUGUKAAGGAUUACAUUAGGCAGAAAGUAGAAGAAGCGAGGGACAAGCAGGAUGAAGUACAAAGUGACUUCAAGGAGUCCAUUGGAACCAUCAAAAAGCAUCUCUUGGAGGAAGAAGCAAAAAGCAAAGCCAACAUAUCAGUGAAUAUUCCCACUAUGGGAAAGUUGAGRACUGUUGCUGCACAGAAUUCCAAAAGAAUCACUGCAAGACAAUUAGAGAGAGUUGACAACUUYAAGUAUUAGAUAUUAAUUACUACUACCAAGCUUGUGAGGAAGCAAUUCAAAUUAAAAAUACUUUAUAUGACCCACUUGGACCCACUUGGUAGAUUUGUCUUUUUUGGUUUGCAUGCAAUAAAUUUGCAUUUGAGCCUMAAAGGAGAAACUUUUCCAAGUUAUAUUUUAUGCUACAUUGUAUAUUUUUGAUGAAUGUAAAUAAAACAUUUCUAGGUUUUUCAWUGAAAUGUAGUCAAAAUAUACUUUCCAAAAAUGCAUUUAAAUUACUUAAAGACUUAACAUAGCUAACUGUAAUAGCCGACUUGCGAAUUACUCAUCAAUAGUCACAUACAAAGGAAUCAAGACGAGGCGCCGUG